This is a messenger RNA of Protobothrops mucrosquamatus (brown spotted pit viper), 1307 nucleotides long. It is a transcript of the gene ADPRM, whose product is annotated as ADP-ribose/CDP-alcohol diphosphatase, manganese dependent. The transcript has 4 exons. The coding region runs from base 159 to 1199 and encodes 346 amino acids. The record is from RefSeq and is a predicted model, not a curated record. Gene Ontology annotation, molecular function: 2',3'-cyclic-nucleotide 2'-phosphodiesterase activity; manganese ion binding; CDP-glycerol diphosphatase activity. NCBI's taxonomy places the organism in Eukaryota, Metazoa, Chordata, Lepidosauria, Squamata, Viperidae.
CCAAACUUCAAGUUACGUGAGCGAGACUGAUUGCUCGUAUUCUAAGUAAUCAUACUUAGGUUCAAAUGCAAGACUAACAAACCUACGUGCGGGUGGCUAAUUGGAAAUCUUCAGAUGUUCAUUCUGGGAAAAUUUUUCAGCAAGACCUUUUGGGCAAUAUGGAUGCAGGAACCACAAGAACAACGUCUGAAGCGCUCUUCUCCUUUGGAAUCGUAGCAGACGUUCAAUAUGCUGAUAUUGAGGAUGGCUAUGAUUUCCUGGGAUUUAAUAGGAGAUACUAUAAACAUAGCCUAUGCUGUCUCCAGAAGGCAAUUGAAGAUUGGAAUCGAACUGAGGUUCAGUUUGUAAUACAGCUCGGCGACAUUAUUGACGGCUUCAAUGCCCAACAUAAGACAUCAGAGAAAGCAUUGCAACAAGUUAUGAAUGAAUUUAAGAAACUCGGUGCACCAGUCCAUCACAUAUGGGGCAAUCAUGAAUUGUAUAAUUUCAGUCGGAAUUAUCUUAUGGAAUCUGAACUGAAUACCAAGUACUUAGAAGACCAAAGUUUGUUUAAUAACUUCAUCAGCAGAGAACAAAGCUCCACAGGAAACCCAGCUACAGAGUUCUAUUACGCCUACCAGUUUUCUCCAAUGCCAAAAUUUCGAUUCAUUCUUCUUGAUGCAUAUGACUUAAGUAUCCUGGGGAGGGAAACAUCAACGAAAAAAUAUAAAGAAUCUCUGCAGCUGCUACAAGACAAAAAUCCCAAUGAAAAUCUGAAUAGUCCACUAGGGCUUGCUGAAUGCAAUUUUGUACAGUUCAAUGGUGGAUUCAGUCAAGACCAGCUGGACUGGGUUGAUAAAGUCCUUACCUAUGCUGAUGAGAAUCAAGAAAGAGUUGUGAUUGCAGGACACAUACCCAUCAACCCGUACUGUACAAGCAGUAUUUGCCUUGCUUGGAAUUAUAAAGCUGCCCUUGCUGUCAUUUAUUCACAUCACUCAGUAGUAUGUUUUCUUGCAGGCCAUCUUCAUUAUGGUGGUUACUGUUUAGAUUCUCAUGGAGUCCAUCACCUGACCCUUGAAGGGAUUAUAGAAACUCCUCCAGAAAGCAAUGCUUUUGGAACUAUAUAUGUCUAUAAUGACAGACUGGUGUUAAAGGGAAACGGAAGAGUUCCAGAUAGGGAGAUGUAUUACAAAGAUCAUCCACACAAUUCUUUAUUUUAAAUACUAUUGUGUUGGUGUGGGUUAGAAAUUGUUAUUGUUCCAACUGUUUUUAAUUCAAACACAAUUUUAAUAUUCAAUAGUGAAUAGUGAAUAAAGCUAUGAAAGACA